AUGCCUCGUCCCCGCAAAGCACCCAUAUCUAACGGCGCUGCCUCCCCUGCUGCAGUAGAGUCGUUGACCCCCACCACUACGUCCACCCCCGCUGCAGACUCGGCCAGCCCACCUCCUUCAACCCCCCAUGACACAGAGCCCUCGACGCCAGCCCCAUAUAGCACACUCAAGCGCAAGCGCGGCCGUCCCUCUCGUGCUGCCCUCGACGAAGCUCUCCGUUCGACUUCCACCCCCCUCCGCAAUGAUGAUGACCCCCCCUCUGACGCUGGGACUCCUGCUGCGUCCACCCCAUUAACCACGCUUUCAUCCAAGAAGCGCCGCGGGCGUCCCCCUGCCUCGGCGAAAAGCAUGCGCUCUCGCGGCGGUCCUUCUCACGUCACUAGCGUCCCCCUCGACAAAGACGGUAACCCCCAGACCGUUAUUAACGAUGAGAUUGUUCUCCCUGAGGACCCCGCCGGCGAGGACAAGGUCGACAAACUCGGCUACCUCCUUGGUGGGCGCGAGUACCGUUGCCGUACUUUCACGAUCCUGGGUCGUGGAGAGCGCCUUUACAUGUUGUCCACCGAACCGGCUCGUUGCAUAGGUUUCAGAGAUAGCUACCUGUUCUUCCAGAAGCACAAACAGCUCUUCAAGAUCAUCAUGGACGACGACGAGAAGUACGACAUGAUCAACCGCGAGCUCAUCCCGCACUCUUACAAAGGUCGCGCCAUCGGUGUCGUUACCGCACGAUCCGUCUUCCGCGAAUUCGGCGCACGCAUUGUGGUCGCUGGGCGCAAGGUCAUAGACGACUACUGGGAAUCGCGAGAGCGCGCUGCAGGCGCAGUCGAGGGCGACCUCGCAGAUCCCGAGGACCGUCUCCCUGCCAAAGGCGAAGAGUACAACCGCAACCAGUACGUAGCCUGGCACGGCGCCAGCAGCGUCUACCACACCGGCGCUCCCUCCGUUCCCCUGCCUGUCGGCGCAGCAGCGGCGAAGAAGAAGCGGGUGGUUGUGACGGACACGAACUGGAUGUUUGAGCACUCGCACGCAGCAUCGCAGUUCAAUUCGCGGCUGCUGGCGCAGCGCCUCCAGGGCGCCGCGGCGGGCGUGUAUGAGCCCCACACGAACCUGAUUUUCUAUCCGGCAGCCACGCAGCCGACGAGGGCGAGAUGGGAGCAGGUUGGUGCGGGCGAGAAGGGAAGAGGUGCGGUUAUUGAGACGUAUUUGGAGAGUGUGCCGAUUGGAGUGGGGAUUGAUGUGGGCAAGGAGUUGGGGUUGGGCGUCGAAAUGUACGAUGACGCUUUUGUAGAAGGGCUUGGCACCGAGGAGGAGAAGAUGGCGGUUAGGGCUAUGAGGAGCAGGGAGAGGGAGUGGGCGGGAAGGUGGUAA
Morchella sextelata is the source of this 1368-nucleotide messenger RNA. RefSeq lists its product as uncharacterized. Lineage: Eukaryota; Fungi; Ascomycota; Pezizomycetes; Pezizales; Morchellaceae. The coding region runs from base 1 to 1368 and encodes 455 amino acids. The transcript is spliced from 2 exons. The record is from RefSeq and is a predicted model, not a curated record. Gene Ontology annotation, cellular component: nucleus. Gene Ontology annotation, molecular function: chromatin DNA binding.